UGGUCCGUCAUUAGAAACGGUCCGACGAGAGAAGGCGGAACAACAGAGCCCCGCGUAAUUUCUACUUUACAAUUGAGUAAAACCGUCUGGGGAGGGAACUUAGCGUGUCCUCCGUAGCUUCUGUCUGUUUGGAAACACGUGGAAGCUUUGAUUCAAACAUUGUUCCGAGACUCAGGACGAUGGAUGACUUGGAACAUAUCAGCCAUCAUGUUCAUAACAAAAUAUCAUCCCUACAACGCAUGCUGGACCUGUCUGCGUCAGAAUUACCACAACACAAGGUGAAAAAACUGGGACAAGAAUUGUUUGUCCUCAGCGGCCUUUUGGAUGAGUUUGAGAAAUGUGUGGAUCAACAAAAGGAGCAGCUGAAGCAUCUGAAGAAACUUGAUAACUCAAUCCGGAUGGAUCUAGCCAGAGUUCAGCACAUGAAGGACAACAUGCCGAUACACAUUCCCAGGAAGAAGGCUCCUGUCAGAGGAAAGGAGCCUGCAGUGAGUCAGAGUGAGGCAGCAGCUGUUGAGCCAGCUCAGACCAAGAGCCUGCAGAAGACCAGCACAUGCUUUAUCAGAGAGAUGAAAUUCAUCACCAUGCCGGAGUUUGAGAGCAUUCCUCAAUACAUGAAGGGACGUGUAUCAUAUGAGCAGCUGAACGCUGUGGUGGACGGCUUUAAUUCAGCUGUAACGGCUAAAUACAGGAUCCUGAGUCAGCCGUUGAAGACUCUCAACAAUCACUCACGCAGGCUGCAGCAGCGCUUCAGGGACCAGGAGACCAAGGACACUAAAGGUCAUUUUUUUGUUGUGGAGGAGGACAUCCAGGAGUUCACCCAGAUGAAGGUGGACAAACGUUUCCAGGGGAUCCUGAACAUGCUGCGGCACUGCCAGCGUCUCCGGCAGCUCAGGGGUGGGGGGCUCGUCCGUUAUGUGCUGUUGUGAGACCAGCUCCUCCAUGUGUGGGUUUUCUACUUCGUUCCUGCUCCUACCCCUCUACACUUUGAUGCAGAUUUGUGGUGAUUUUAACUUUUAAGAAAAUAUGAAUAAAUUUGUUCUCAUUAA
This is a messenger RNA of Nothobranchius furzeri (turquoise killifish), 1049 nucleotides long. It is a transcript of the gene ska1, whose product is annotated as spindle and kinetochore associated complex subunit 1. The record is from RefSeq and is a predicted model, not a curated record. Gene Ontology annotation, biological process: mitotic cell cycle; cell division; regulation of microtubule polymerization or depolymerization. Gene Ontology annotation, molecular function: microtubule binding. NCBI's taxonomy places the organism in Eukaryota, Metazoa, Chordata, Actinopteri, Cyprinodontiformes, Nothobranchiidae. Gene Ontology annotation, cellular component: outer kinetochore; mitotic spindle; spindle microtubule.